AUGUGGAGCUGGCAAUUCAUGCAUCGAACGUCAGUGGAGCUCGGUCGCCUUCGUGCUGUUCGGGUGCCUGCCAAGAAGAUGGAGCUGGUGGCAUCCCAUGCGCCUGGAUGGAAACCAGGACCGCAGUCGGAGCAGAGAUGGAUGAGGUGAGUGGGUGGCUGAUCAAUCAAGGACAGGUGUAUCGCUUUCAUGAGCAUUGCUCUUGCUGAACUCCCGACUGCCCCGAUAUUACGGCGGUGACAGGCGAGCCAUCCACUGA
This is a messenger RNA of Ceraceosorus bombacis, 259 nucleotides long. NCBI's taxonomy places the organism in Eukaryota, Fungi, Basidiomycota, Exobasidiomycetes, Ceraceosorales, Ceraceosoraceae. The record is from the annotation of a GenBank genome assembly.